Messenger RNA from Pieris macdunnoughi, 1251 nucleotides. NCBI's taxonomy places the organism in Eukaryota, Metazoa, Arthropoda, Insecta, Lepidoptera, Pieridae. The record is from the annotation of a GenBank genome assembly.
AUGGCCGAGGACCUAUCAAGAGACCUCAGAAAUGGAAAUGAUGCGUUUACAUCGAGAAUGUUUUCUGAAAUAGUGAAGCAGAAGCCACAACAGAGUGUUGUGCUGUCAGCAUACUCUGUCCUGACCCCAUUGGCCCAGCUCGCCUUGGCCUCUGAGGGUGAAUCGCACGACGAACUUUUGAAGGCCAUUGGCAUGCCCAACGACAAUGUGACAAAAGCUGUGUUUUCACAUGCCGAAAGAAGCCUCAAAUCCGUGAAAGGAGUGGAACUUAAAACAGCGAGUAAAAUUUACAUCGCGCCCAACUAUGAACUAAAUGAAAACUUUGCAACGACCACCCGUGACGUGUUCAAUUCCGAAGUCAAAAAUGUAGACUUUACUCAAGCACAGAAGACCGCUAGCGAAAUCAACGCUUGGGUUGAAGACCAAACGAAUAAAAAAAUCAAAGAUCUCGUUAACCCGGAUUCCUUGGAUGGCAAUACUCGUGCUGUUCUAGUCAACGCUAUCUACUUUAAGGGUCUCUGGAAGAGUCCGUUCAGCACAUACGCAACAUACGACCAGGUGUUCCAUAUUACAAAAGAGAAAUCAGCAACAAUUCCGAUGAUGUACCAAAAAUCUGAAUUCAACUACGCUGAGCUUCCAGAAUUAAACGCUAAGAUCCUCCAAAUGUUCUAUGAAGGUGAUGAAGCAUCCAUGAUACUGGUGCUCCCCAAUGAAAUCGAUGGAAUAACCCAGCUAGAGGAGAAAUUACGAGACCCAUCUGCACUCAACAAAGCCAUUUCUAACAUGUACUCCACUGAAGUCGAAGUUACUAUUCCUAAGUUCAAAAUUGAAACUACAACAGACCUUAAAGAUGUUUUAUCAAAGAUGGACGUUACGAAACUAUUUACACCCGGACAAGCCCGUUUAACUAAUCUGAUCAAGGGAGAGGGUGACUUAGUGAUAAGUGAAGCCAUACAGAAGGCUUUCAUUGAAGUCAAUGAGGAAGGCGCAGAAGCUGCAGCAGCCAACGAAUUUAUAGUAGUCGCUGAAAGUUUUGUUGCUGAUGCAGAACCAAAGAUAUUUUUCGCUGAUAGACCAUUUUAUUUUGAGAUCAAACUCAACACAGUUACUCUAUUCAGUGCAUUUCUACCGGUCGCUACCAGCCUUAUUUUAGAUGAACCACAAGCAAAAUUCUUCGUGGCUGACAGACCGUUUUAUUUUGAAAUAAGAACCGAAUCAACUCCCAUCUUCAGUGGAGUCAAAUUUGAAUGA